Colletotrichum chrysophilum is the source of this 1098-nucleotide messenger RNA. RefSeq lists its product as uncharacterized. The record is from RefSeq and is a predicted model, not a curated record. The transcript is spliced from 2 exons. The coding region runs from base 1 to 1098 and encodes 365 amino acids. Gene Ontology annotation, biological process: DNA replication initiation; DNA replication. Lineage: Eukaryota; Fungi; Ascomycota; Sordariomycetes; Glomerellales; Glomerellaceae. Gene Ontology annotation, cellular component: nuclear origin of replication recognition complex; nucleus. Gene Ontology annotation, molecular function: DNA replication origin binding.
AUGCUCAAAUACACCGAGAGGCCUGAAGGUUGGAGACUCGUACUUGUCUUCGACUCAAUUGACCGCCAAAGAGAUGCCCCGGGCACCCUUCUUCCCGCACUGGCAAGAUUAUCUGAAAUACCAUGCCUGACCUGUGUCUUCAUCGUCACCGCACCAACGCCCUUCUUUCUGCGCUCCUCCUUCACACCACAUAUCCAGUUCCCGAACUACACCAAACAAGAAUUCGUGAAGAUUCUUUCCAUAACCCCGCCGCCACCGACCCCGACCACAACGCAAGACGACACAAAUUUCCUCUGGACGCGCUUCUGCGGCGCCGUCUGCGAUGCUCUCACAACCUCCGCGGCCCGAACACUACCCUCGUGUAGACACAGCUGCGAGGCCCUCUGGCCACGAUUCGUAGCCCCUAUCCUGGCAAGGACUCACGGCCCCCGCGAGUUCUCCAAGCUCCUCAUCGCCUCCCGCGUGCACUUCCAGGAUGAAUCUCUCCUGAACCCGGGCAUCGUUUCUAUCGGACCCGGAGCCACGACAUCAGGACCAGCGGUGAAUGGCAACGGCGUGCCCCCGGGCACUCCCUCAAAACAUGCCGCUCAGCAGGUGCCGAACCCCCCGACGACGGACCUGACGACGCUGCUGCCCACCACGGCCCGUCUGCUGCUUCUUGCGGCAUACCUAGCCUCCCACAACGCCGCGAAGCACGAUCUAGUCCUCUUCUCGACCUUCCACCACGGCCGCAAGAAGCGUCGCGGAGGCGGUUUCGUAGCUCCGAAGCGUGGACGCCCCAGCAAACACCGCAAGAUCUCGCGGAAAUUGCUUGGUGCGCAUGCUUUCGUACUAGAGCGCAUGCUGGCCAUCUUUGCGGCGUUGCGAGCUGAAUGGGCUGCUGAUAGCAUAUUUGGCAGUGGUUCCGCGAGCGUCGUAGACGGCGAUGUCGGCAUGGCACUCUCUACCCUCGCUAGCUUGAGGUUGCUGAUGAAGGUCGGCACGGCUGGCGAUCCUAUGGACAGGGGCGGCAAGUGGAGGAUCAACGUAGGGUGGGAUAUUAUUAGAGGCGUAGGGAGAAGUCUCGGUAUCGAAGUCGAAGAGUGGCUCAUCGACUGA